UCAGACUAGGGUUUUGCACGGAACGUCAUUCUCCUUCUCUUCCUCUCUUCCAUUUCCCGGCAGCGCAAACAAAACAAGGGUUUUAUCUUUUGCAAACUCUUGGCCUCUAUUUUGAGGGUCGAUGCAUGGGUAUAGGUUUCUUGUUAGAUUGAGAGUGAUUAUUGUGGCUUUUGUUGUAUAUUGUAUGUUCUCUUGAGUCUUGAGUAAGAUCUGUAGUUAGGCCAGUAAUUUUUGAAGGUUGGGUGCUUUUGGUUGAUGUUCUUUUAAUCGUGUACUUUGAACUUUGGAUAUAUGGCAGAACAAUUGAUAUGGCACGGAACUCCAACAAAUACGUAGGUCUGUUAUGACUGAACUUUGUUAUUUUUCAACAGUCAAUCUCGCAAGUAAUUCAAACUAAUGUUAUGAAAAUCAAUUACAGCAUAUUUAUUUAAAUUUUUCUGGCAUGGUCUCUUUUGCACGAGGUCUUUAGAAAUCCAUUUACUACCUGUUAAUAUUUGGUUUCUCUAUCCUUUUUCAACGCUUGACUUUCCUAAGCUCUUUGUCAAUGCACGACUAGUAUGCACCAUUUACUACAAUUGACGUGUCUUUAUAUAUUAUAGCUCAUCUUAUCUUAUAGACUACAAAAUGCAGUUCUUAGGACUUAUUUAGCUUAAAAUAUUCAAUGAAAACAUGUAUAAGUUAGAAGCUUUUUUUAUCAUGUCAUUAAGAUCUAUCUCAUAUAAUAUACGUUUACAAGGCGUCGUAGCCAUAUCUUUCCAUGGUUUCUUAGCUUGAGUGAGACCGAUCAUUGUCAAGGAUAGCUUCUCUUUCAAGCAAACCCAAUGCACUUUAAAUACUCCAAACUAGUUUUGUUAUCAAAAUCUACUUGAAUCUUCGUAAAUAAUUUCACUAGAAUAACAUCUCAAUAUUGGAACCACACUACUAUCAUAUUUGGUUAAGCUUAAAAAAGGGGGAAAAAUAAUUUUAAAAAUCAGCCAAGGUAUCAACAAGGAAAAGAGAAACGACCAAGGCGUCAACUAGUAACGUUUUUUGCUUUUAGAUUACUAGUUUAGCCUAUUGACCAUUUUUUAUUUCCCUGGCUGAUGCUUGACCAUUUAUUAAAACAUUAUUAUUAUUAUUAUUAUUAUUUUUUUUUUUUAAUAUUUUUUUUUUACUAUUUCUUUGCUUGACCAAACAUUCUAGUAAUGCCCUUGCACUUUAGAUUGAUAUUAUAGUGAAAUAAUUUAUAGAAGUUCAAGUAGAUUUUGAUGACUAAAUUGGCUAGGAAUAUCUUUUCAAAGUUUAUUGGGUUUGCUUGAAAGAGAAAUUAUCGUUGAUAGUGAGUGAGCUCAAUCAAGUUAAGAAACUAUGGAUAGAUAUGACUAUAAUGACUCGUAAACGAUGAUUAAAUAAUGUAGAUUUUAAUGAGAUGGUAAAAAUGUUUCUAAAUCAUACAUAUUUUUUGAAAAUUAUGAGCUGAAUAAGUCCCAAUAACUGUAUGGUUUAGUUAACAAGGAUUUUAAGCAUUGACAAAGACAUAAAGAUAAGUAAUAACAAAUAUACAAAUGAGAUGGACUAUACAUAAUAGGCGAGUGGAUCAUUGACAAAGGUACACUGACCAGUCAAUGCAUUGAUAGAGGCUAAAAAAGCCAAGUGUUGAAAAAUGAUGGACACACCAGGCACUGAAUGAGCACCUUGUGCAAGAGAUCAUCUUAGAAAAAUUUGGAUGAAUAUGUUGCAAUUGAUUUUCAUAAUGUUACCUCUAUUUUUUGUGACGUAAUUUGAUGGAGACCCUUAUCAAAGCUAAAGAGGAGUUCCAUGAUCUGGUUCUUGGCUCAUUUGUGUGGAUCAGAAGGAAGAUUUUGUAGGCUUGUCCAAGUUGUAGAUACAUAAGGUGGCUGAGCCACAUGGAAUUGGUUGCAAGUCAGCAGAUAUCAUGCUUGAAGUUCCAAACUUAAAAGAGUAGAAAGAGGCUCUAUCAAUUUAUGCUAGUACAGAUUAAGAAUUCUCCAAGUGAAUGUAUAGGAGAAAUUCAGCUUCUGAAGUUCGAAAACCAGCUGAGAAUUUGUGGAGUUCCAGAAUCCCAUGAUCAAAAUACAAACCCAAAUUAUGAAUCAGAAGAAGACACCAAACUUGGGAAUAACAGUAAGCCAGGUAAAGAAGAGGGCCGAUCCACUCACAAAAUAAAAUUUGAAGAAAAAAUAGAAGCGAGUGGAUCACAUGGUUGGGAGAAUUAUGCAAAUCAAGAAAAUACUAGUAGCUCGGCAACUGGAGGGAUCCACCGAGACAAGAAUCAAGGAUGCUACUCAUACCAUAUGUAACUUUAACUUUUGUGCAAAGUCAGUUUAGUUCUUUAAGUUGAUUCAAAAGUUUAUGCAGUUCUCUAUGAAAAUGCGGUUUUAGUUCGAUGCUGCAGCAUUAUGUCAGAACUAACUUCGUGUACUAGUACAUUAGAACUGAAUUGUGAACGUGUACGAAUUAAUUUAUAGAAUUAUAGAAUACAUGAAAUUGUCUAAUGCAG
Olea europaea var. sylvestris is the source of this 2500-nucleotide messenger RNA. RefSeq lists its product as uncharacterized. The record is from RefSeq and is a predicted model, not a curated record. Bases 1965 to 2300 code for a protein of 111 amino acids. The transcript is spliced from 5 exons. Lineage: Eukaryota; Viridiplantae; Streptophyta; Magnoliopsida; Lamiales; Oleaceae.